AUGUGUUCUCAAAUUGGUUACAUUUUGGACUUGGAGCCGUUCGAUAUUGACAUCAAAAGAGAGAUCAACCGCUCAGAUGCCUCUACGGUAUACGAAAUAGGACUAUAUGGAAAUACGUGUGCUAUGAAACUCUUCCAUGAUAACGGCGACCCAGGAUACACGAAGAGAGGCCGAGACUUAAAUCGAUUCCGCUGCGAAUUAAACGCCUAUAAAAAUCUCCAUAAGUUUGGUGUAUGCGACCGUGGCUUUGUUCCCGCAUUUUACGGCUAUAUCGAUCGACUGGAUCCAUCCGCUUUUCAACCACCGCUUGAACGAUUUGUUGGCGAUAAAUACCAACCAAGGGCCAUUCUUCUCGAGUACCUGCCAGAUUCGGAAAGGCUGAAUUGUGUGAAUUAUUCCCAGAGUCUUUUUCGCUCUGCGGUAGAGGGUAUACAAGAGAUCCAUAAUGCCUUCGUGCACCACCGUGACAUUUAUCCGAAGAACAUGCUUGUUGUUCGUGGUGAGAGGGUUGUCUGGACCGAUUUUGAUGUUGCGACAACUUUUCAAAAUAUGGGUCCUUUCGAGAUUGCAUAUUGCGAAUAUGAAACCAAUCUCGUCAGAAGUUUUGGGGAGCUUUUGAAUAACGACCAGAAGCAGGGUCUUAGACCAAAUACAAAGUAUUAUUGA
This is a messenger RNA of Penicillium subrubescens, 666 nucleotides long. RefSeq lists its product as uncharacterized. The transcript has 3 exons. Gene Ontology annotation, molecular function: protein kinase activity; ATP binding. Lineage: Eukaryota; Fungi; Ascomycota; Eurotiomycetes; Eurotiales; Aspergillaceae. Bases 1 to 666 code for a protein of 221 amino acids. The record is from RefSeq and is a predicted model, not a curated record. Gene Ontology annotation, biological process: protein phosphorylation.